GAGAACAGCAGAGAGAGCUGCACUGAGCAGGCGCGUGCACCGACAGCUUAUGAAGUCAUAUUGUCCUUCUUUGCUCCAGACUCAAUCGGGAAAAGCAUCGUUUUUUGAACCAUAAAGCUUUCGCUAAACAGUGGGAAGAGAUGGUCUUGUGUUCGGGACUGACAUAACGUUAAAAGGGUGACUCAGUGAACAUGGCCCCAAAUUCCAUCCACUGGUUCCGGAAGGGUCUUCGUCUUCAUGACAACCCUGCGCUUCAGGAGGCAGUGCGUGGGGCAGACACUGUUCGAUGUGUCUACUUUCUGGAUCCCUGGUUUGCUGGGUCAUCCAACCUUGGGGUUAAUAGGUGGAGAUUUCUCCUACAGUGCCUGGAUGAUCUUGAUUCAAAUCUAAGAAAACUCAAUUCCCGCCUUUUUGUCGUCCGAGGGCAACCAGCCAAUGUUUUUCCACGCCUUUUCAAGGAAUGGAAAAUAUCCAGGUUGACCUUUGAGUAUGACUCGGAACCGUUUGGGAAGGAGAGGGAUGCGGCUAUUAAAAAGCUUGCGAUGGAGGCUGGAGUUGAAGUCAUUGUCAAAACCUCACACACCCUUUACAACCUUGAUAAGAUCAUUGAACUGAACGGUGGCCAGCCUCCCCUCACCUACAAACGUUUCCAGACACUUAUCAGCCGUAUGGACCCGCCUGAGAUGCCAGUGGAAACCCUCUCCAACAGCAUUAUGGGCUGCUGUGUCACGCCAGUCUCUGAAGACCAUGGGGACAAAUAUGGUGUGCCGUCUCUGGAAGAACUAGGAUUUGAUAUUGAGGGACUUCCUUCUGCUGUCUGGCCUGGAGGUGAAACCGAGGCAUUAACAAGAAUUGAAAGACAUCUGGAGCGAAAGGCUUGGGUUGCAAAUUUUGAAAGACCCAGAAUGAAUGCCAACUCUCUGCUGGCCAGUCCGACUGGUUUGAGUCCCUACCUCCGUUUUGGCUGCCUCUCUUGCCGCCUCUUCUAUUUCAAACUCACAGACCUCUAUAGAAAGGUAAAGAAAACCAGCACUCCUCCGCUCUCCCUCUACGGUCAGCUGUUGUGGAGGGAAUUUUUCUACACCGCUGCAACCACCAAUCCACGAUUUGAUAAGAUGGAAGGAAACCCAAUCUGUGUGCGCAUCCCCUGGGACAAGAACCCAGAGGCUUUGGCUAAAUGGGCUGAAGCUAAGACAGGUUUUCCCUGGAUCGAUGCCAUAAUGACCCAACUGAGGCAGGAGGGAUGGAUCCACCACCUGGCCCGUCAUGCUGUUGCAUGUUUCCUCACUCGUGGAGACCUGUGGAUCAGUUGGGAAGAGGGCAUGAAGGUGUUUGAGGAGCUUCUAUUGGAUGCAGACUGGAGCGUGAACGCAGGCAGCUGGAUGUGGCUCUCCUGUAGCUCUUUCUUUCAGCAGUUCUUUCAUUGCUACUGUCCAGUGGGUUUCGGCAGGCGCACCGACCCUAACGGCGAUUUCAUUAGACGCUAUUUACCUAUUCUCCGAGGUUUCCCUGCCAAAUAUAUAUAUGACCCAUGGAACGCUCCAGACUCAGUGCAAGCUGCUGCCAAGUGUAUCAUUGGCGUCCACUACCCCAAACCCAUGGUAAACCACGCUGAAGCCAGCCGCCUCAACAUUGAGAGGAUGAAGCAGAUCUACCAACAACUGUCCCGCUACAGAGGACUUGGACUUCUGGCCUCCGUACCAUCCACACACAACGGGAAUGGAAAUGGGAUGGCCUACUCUCCAGGGGAACAGCAGUCUGGGACCAAUACACCAGCACCAGCUGUAUCAAGCGGCUCUGUUGCCAGUGGUAACAGGAGUGGGAGUAUUUUGCUGAACUUUGAUAGUGAAGAGCACCAGGGACCAAGUGGAAUUCAGCAGCA
Messenger RNA from Danio rerio (zebrafish), 1882 nucleotides. It is a transcript of the gene cry3a, whose product is annotated as cryptochrome circadian regulator 3a. Gene Ontology annotation, cellular component: nucleus; cytoplasm. Lineage: Eukaryota; Metazoa; Chordata; Actinopteri; Cypriniformes; Danionidae. The record is from RefSeq and is marked validated.